AUGCCACAAUUAGAUACAUCCACUUGAUUUACUAUAAUUAUCUCAAUAAUCCUAACUUUAUUUAUUCUGUUCCAACUAAAAAUUUCAAUGCACUAUUACCCAGAAAACCCAGGACCUAAGCCCACCAAAAUAAUUAAUCAACACACCCCUUGAGAAAACAAAUGAACGAAAAUUUAUUCGCCUCUUUCACUACCCCCUCAAUAA
Nyctereutes procyonoides (raccoon dog) is the source of this 204-nucleotide messenger RNA. NCBI's taxonomy places the organism in Eukaryota, Metazoa, Chordata, Mammalia, Carnivora, Canidae. The record is from the annotation of a RefSeq genome assembly.